Molecule: messenger RNA, 7018 nt
Organism: Aplysia californica (California sea hare)
Lineage: Eukaryota; Metazoa; Mollusca; Gastropoda; Aplysiida; Aplysiidae
Product: protein PTHB1
Exons: 23
Coding region: 239-3199 (986 amino acids)
Biological process (GO): cilium assembly
Cellular component (GO): membrane; BBSome
Source: RefSeq, a predicted model, not a curated record
AUGUGCAAUGGCUUGAUCUCCGUCGGAAUGUUUGUAUGGAGACGAGAAAUUACUUGGAGUUACUAACUACUCGUUGCAAAGUUCGUAGAAAUUCAGAAUUGUUAUGCAGUGCUUCUGCAAUGAAAAGAUAGGAGCUACUAGGGAAUGCAACAACAACUGUUUCUGAAUGUGUUCUGAGCCAUGAAGCUGAGAGGGGUGACGAUUUUAUAGUCAACAAGUAUUAUUACUGUGGUGAACAAUGUCUCUCUUCAAAACCCGUGACUGGUGGUCUGCAACGGUUGGAGAAGAGGAAGAAUUUGAUCAUGGCUGUUUGUGUGUGGCUAAUGUUGAUAAUGAUCCCAGUGGACAUGACAAGAUCAUCAUCGGCAGCUUCCAGGGCAUCCUGAGAAUCUACAAGCCCAAUCCUGCUGGGGAGAACCCCGUGGAGGAUGUGGUGGUGGAACAAGCUUUCAAGCAGGCCAUUCUACAGGUGGAGGUCGGCAGGUUCUCCUCAGCUUCUGAGGUCCUGAAACUGGCGGUGUUGCAUCCAAGGAAGCUUGCAGUAUACAAUGUUUCUGCCAUCUCAGGCACAGUGGAGCAUGGGAGUCAGUAUCAGUUUGCCCUGCUCUACGAACACAAUCUUCAGAGAACAGCCUUCAAUUUCUGCUAUGGAUGUUUUGGAGGAGUCAAAGGGAAGGAUUUCAUUUGUGUGCAAUCCAUGGAUGGAACGGUGUCCAUAUUUGAGCAGGAGAGCUUUGCCUUCAGCCGUUUCCUGCCAGGAGCACUGUUACCAGGACCAAUUAAAUAUAUGCCACGGCUAGACUCCUUUGUUACGGCAUCCUGUUCAUGGAGAGUAGAGGCCUACAAAUAUCAAGUGUUGGCAGUGGCCUCUGAGACUGGGGGCCGAGAGGAGACUCAGAACAUCAAGUCUGGCAAGAAAGUGGUGGCUGACUGGGUCUACAACAUUGGAGAACAAGCCCUUGAUCUGGCUUACCUGGAGUACACGAAUGUCGCUCCAAGUGUACUGGUUCUUGGAGAACGCAGCAUUUUCUGUAUUGCCGAUAAUGGAACAUUGAGGUUUGCCAAGAAACUUGAGUACGACCCUUGCUGCUUUCUGCCCUAUGGUUCUUUGUCGGAGAACUCUGUGAACUACCUGGUGGGGACUCACACCAAGUCUCUGAUGGUCUACCAGGACUACACGCUCAAGUGGGUCGCCAAAAUGGAGUUUGUUCCUGUGCAAGUCAGAGUCGGAAACUUCCAGAGUUUACGUGGUGGCAUUGUAGGACUUAGUGAGUCUGGCCGGCUGGAAACUAUGUACCUUGGCACCGACCCGUCAGUGUUCAGCCCUCCGCAGGUCGAGUCUCGAGACCUCAACUACGCCAGCAUGGACGCCGAGAUGUCCAGACUUAUGAAACACGUCAAAGCCAAGAGUGCAAACAAUGUGAUCACGCCAAGCUUGAAGACAGAUGAAGACUUGACCUUGAAUGUUCACGUCAGUCCUAACCUGGAUGAUGUCACGAUGGCGUCAGGUCUGGAGAUACAGGGAGAAGAUGUUCCCUCCACCACACUUAGAAUACAAAUGAAGUCCCGGCUGUUGUUGGACACUGUGAGGCUGGAGAUUCACUGUCCUUGGCCUCUGGCCUGCAAUCAGUCGCAGUUCACCGUCUCCUCGCUAGAACCCAACAGUCCCACAGAAACAUUUGUGGCCGUGUUCCAGCGGUUCCCUGGCCUUCCGUCUCACAUGCAUGUACAGAUCUCUGCCACAUACACCUCAGCCUCUGGUGGCCGGCGUGUGACCAGCGCACGAGCCAACCUGCCUUUCAAGCUGGUGGUCAAGCCCGUGUUCCCUGUGAAAACAGCCGUUCAUAAACUGACCAUCGACACCAAUAGGCCCCCUGUUAGUCUCAAUGACAUUUUCCCAGAUUUGCUGGGUGAGAAUGCUUCAGGUCAGGGAGCAGCUCUGGGCUUUCAGUACUUCGGUGGAGGUCCCAUCGUCACCAUGUUGGCCUCUAAAACUUCACAACGAUACCGCCUCCAGAGCGACAGACUGGAAUCCAUGUGGCUUCCUCUGCGCGAGCUUGUUGCUCGGCUGAACAAUCACUUCAAGAAAGGCAGCCACAGUGACUUCCGCGUCAGUUUUGAUGGGGCUUUGCCACUGCAGGAAUACUUUGAGCUUGUGGACACACACUUUGAUUUCCGCACCGGGGCUGACAAGUGCAAAGAGAUGCUGGCUCAGCGAGCAUCACAGUUCCGCACCAUACAGAAGCGUCUAUUGACUCGCUUCAAGGACAAGACCCCAGCACCACUGCAGAAUUUGGACACUUUGCUGGAGGGGACUUAUCGACAGAUUUUGGCCCUGGCGGAUGCCGUUGACGAAAACUCCAUGGCGGAAAUGGUGGCGGGCAACAACCUGAGCUCCGGCACUUACCUUCUGAACUUCCUGCUCAAACUGUGGGUGGACAUGUCUGAGGAAGAGUCACGGGUCCUUGAGACAACGCUCAGUCCUGUGGUCAAUGCCAGUGAGGAGCAGGGCUGGGAGGAGGCUGUGGACGCGGCAAUCACCCAUCUCCUUCGUACAGUAAUGGCUAAGUCGGCCAAAGACCAGGCGGUGAACCCCAGCCCUCUGGCUCUGCCAACAGACACCAGCAAGGUGAAGAAGCAUAUCGCUCUCUUCUGUGAUCGCGUCGGUAAAGGGGCACGACUUGUUGAAGGCCUGAAAGAUAAGAAGGAGAAGACCAUCAAGAUGCCGGCACCGAAGACGAUCACCGAGUCGAGCGAGCCUGGGGAGCCUGUGGACCAGGUCCCGGUGGACCAGCUGUUGAAUCAGAAAUACCGCAAGGGCAAGGGCAAGAGCAAGAAGAACAAGGAGCUCUCGUCUCUCGGUUUGCCGGAGAUGGACAAACCGUAUGCUGGCUUACUAGAAGGAGGACUUCCUCCUCCCCCAGUGAACAGACUUCCUCCAGAGGACUUGGAGUCGCAGCGUAAGAUCGAGAGCAUGGUUCCUGACCUUGACUCCAUGGGAGAAGACAUGGCAGCGUCCCCUCGUGAGGACAUGUCGUAUGACAGAGGGGACAUGGAUCACCGCCAUCACAACGGGGAAUCGCGCAGCUACGGUUAUAGGGGGAACUCGAAUAACAACGAAGGAGAGGACAAUGACGAAGAUGAUGAUAUGAGAAGAAUGAUGGAAAAAGGAAGCAGUGAGAUUAUGUAUGCUUUGUGAGGGCAUUUUGGGUUGGGUGGGAUGGGGAAAGGAUUUAAGGGGGGUUAUGAUGAUGUUUUUGGUUUUUUUAACUUGUGGUAAUGUUUAGCAGAUUUCUCUCUGAUAUUGAGAUCAGGGAAGUAAUACGGGGUGGGGUUUAACGUUGGAGUGCAUUCCCAAUGUAUUGGUGACUUUACCUGCUUUUUUUUUUUAGAUGUGCUGAGUUAAAGAUUAAAUAUUGAUCGAGUUAUGUAUGGUGCCGCAGAAAAAGAAAGUAGUGUCUGAAUGUUCUGUGAGGGGCUCUGGAGGUAAGAAGGAGGAGGAAGAGAUGAAUAUUUUGUGAGGUGCUUUGGGGGUCAGGAGGAGGAGGAAGAGGGGGGGCAGGGGUUGAGUGCAUGUAGCAGUGUGUUCUAUUCUCCUUGUUGGAAUAGAAAGAGGAGCAGGGAGAGUGUGUGGAUGGGUUGGUAAGUGAAACUGUAAUUGAUGUGUAAUGAUGCAUUUGGAAUCUAAAUAUGGUUACUGCUAUUUUGCUGUAAUCUGAAAAUGUGAAAUCACCAGGUGUAUUUCUAACAAUUUUAUCCCCAUAUUAAACAAAGACGGAAUGUUUCAGAGAUAUGCUUCUGAAGCAAGAUGGACAGAACAGUAUGACAUUAGACUCACAAAUUCUGUCACAUUCCUUGGGCUGCUUUCAUUGGGCUUUCCUGUUUCACAAUAGAUGCUGCUAGACGCUUCAUUUCCUUUGCAUUUAGCAGCCAGUGUAAAUAUCUCACUUCUGGGAAUCAUGCCUUGAGUCUCCCCCAUGGUGGCAGGAAUAGUACAUUGAGAGUUUACAUGAUACGCGGCGUGAUGGAAUCGGGCAUUCUUCAAUUUUUUGGCAUGUGGAGUUAUUGGUAUCAUCUUAAAGGCUGUCCAUUUGCCUUGCUUUCGAUGAAAAGAAUAUCCAUUUAUCCUGGGUACAAGUCGAAAUAUUUGUGAUUAAAAGAAGUGAGGGUUGCCUGGUUUCAGAAGUAAAAUUAACGAGCAAAUGGCUGCCAAAGUUUACUUAUUUCCUUAGGUUGAGAGUCCCUGGAAACUAACAAUUUACAUCUUGUAUAUCUUGAUCAACGUUUUUCAGUAAAAUCCACACAGAAAUGUGUUCUUUAAAGGGCAUGAAAGGUGUUGAGCCAAAAAACAAAAAUUCAAUAAAAAUUCCCAAACCUGCGGAAAAAUUCCAGUUUCUUCACUUUCAUUAUUUUGACGAGUGCCUGAUAUCACCUCGCUGCCUCACUUAUCAUGUUAAUUCUUGAUGAGAAAUAUGUAAUUGUACACCAAGUGUUGUGUCAAACUAGUGAGCCUAUAGCUUUAAAAAUACAGAGAAAUGUUUUGUGGAAAACGACUACAAAUGAGAUGCUCCUUUGCAAUAAAUGCAUGUUUUUCAUGAAAAGUUACAUUUAUGAGAGUUUGCUUCCCUGCCUUCAAUGUGUUAAAAUAUUGGCAAGAGAAGAGUUGUAUCAAGCUAGAUUUCAAUGUAUGGAUGUAUGAUACAAUGUGCACAGUAUUCUCUCAUAGGAUCAGGGAUUCUUUGACGCACAUAAUGCAUGUACAUGUACAUAAGAUCAGUGAUGAAUUUUCCGUCCAGAAAGAAUAGUUGAAUAGAAUAUUGGCCAAAAUGUAUUGAAAUAUUUGAGCUUAUUCUUCGUCUUUUGCCCUUAUAUUCCUUUGUCCUGUUAUUGUUUAAGAAAAAAAAGGAUAUUGUAAGGUUAUGAUAACCUUUUUUCUUUGGAUUGAGGGAACAUAAUUUUUAAAAAUCCUAUCUUGUGUAUUAAAUGUUUUUAUAAAAUGCAGCAACAUUUCAUGGAGUUUGAGAGCUCUGUUAGCUCUUUUCUUUUUGCUUGGGGGGGGGGGGGACUUACACUUGGGGGUCUACACAAGAUGAGGUGUGUUAUAUAAGUGAUUAUAAAUGGUAAAGGUUCUUUUUAUUGUUUUUUGUCAAAUCUCUGACUUGGCCAGUUUGUACCUAUCACAUUGAUGUCCUUCAUGUCUAGCCAUAGCUCUUUGUGUCUUUGUUCUGUUACAUAUGCUCACGGUAUGGGACCAAAUGUUAGAAAUAAUUACUUUUCAGAACAGAAACACCUGAAGGUACUGGACAGGGUGGCAAUUUUGUCAUUAUGCUAAGCCUGCAGCUGUAGGAAUAGUCUAGGAAUGCUGUAUGGGAAAACCUGUUGACUGAGAUUUCUCUAGGGUUGUUUCUGUGGCAAAAUCAUUGAGAUAUUACAGUAGUCUUUAAAACAAACACGGUUAAUCCGAAAACAGGGGUAAACUGAAAGAAAAAAUAUCCCUGAUUUCUUUCUUCACUAUUUGAGCAAACUUUCUAAACCAAAAACUCGACUAAACUGAAGAAAAUCCGGCCGUCCGUUAGAUUUUGCUUUAAGUGGACUCCACUGUAUACUAAGACUCUUUUGCGAAAUUAUUGAGAUACUGGAAAGAAAUUAUUGAAAUAUUAUAAUAGUGAAAUCUUUGAGGUGCUGUUACAAAAUUAUUGAGAUAUUAUUAUAGCUUGGUCUCCUACUCUGAGUGUAGCCCUGAGUGCUGUGGCCAGUACAUGAGAGGAGGCUGCUUGUGGCCAUUGUUGACAUGUGAAUUGUUUUGCUCUAUCUUGUCUUGGACGAUUCCAUCCGAUAUUUAUGACAUUCCAUACAUGUUUAUGAGGCGCUCUGAUUAUAAGAAAUAUGCGUUAUUGCUGAUAUUGAAGAUGCUGAGUUUUAUAUUGUAAGUGCAUAUUGAAUUGUAUAUACUGUGAUAUUUUCCUACAAAUUGAUUGAGACGUAAUGAAUAUAUCAAUGUGUGGAGUCCGGUUGAUAUCAGUGUAUCGGAACUCAAUUCGUUUUGUUUAAGAGUAGUUUUUCUUUUAUUGACUUCCUGGCAGGCACUGAGAUGAUGGUGUUGUGGAGAGGUGUUAUUUUAUCUGAGUUUAUUUCAAGUGAACUCAACUGUUCAGCCUGUAGAAAAAAAACUGUCAAUGUUUAAAUGAAUUAGUUUUGUAUCCUGUUGUAUUUUUGAGAAUGUGUGCAUUGUGUUGUAUGAUAAGCUUCUCACAUCACCAUAUUAGUUUGAACAUUAAUAACGUGAUGAUUACAUCUCCCAUUUUUUAAGAAUAAAAAGCUGAAAGUAAAGUUUUAAAGUUAUGGAUUACAACAGUAAUAAUUAUCAGUUGUAAAAUAAAGUUUUGUGAAAUCUGCAGAAUGUGAGGUUUGUCUUUGGUGAAAAGAAAUCUUUGUCACUUCAUUAGAAUAGACCAUAAAUCAUGUCACAGAUUAAAUAUAUAGUGUAAAAGGAAUUGUUGCCAGGAAGUCUAGCUACUCUCAGUCUCAGACUUGUAGAAAAGAAUUGGCUGUGAUAGUUUGUGUAUUCAUGGAUAGAGAGCCGUUGAAGUACUGAUCCUGGCUGGUUAUUUAUUUCUUUAUCAUGUGUUGGAAUCUCAGUCUAUUCCUUGUGUCUGUUUGUUGUCAGGCUUGGAGGAGGGGGGGAUUUCUAUGAAGUGUUUUGAUUUAUACUGUAAAGAGAGCUUUCAUUUCAAGUUAUAUAUGUGUUUGUUAUUUUUCUUGAUUUGCAUGUAAAUGUAAGUGUAUGCAGAUUGGUUUGUGUGAUAUGUGUUGGCUAUGUCUAUCAGUAAAGAGAACUUUUGUUUCAAAUUGAUAGAGUGUUAUUAUGCUGUUUUUAUGAUGUCACAGUGAAAUCAGACACUCGUCAGAAUAAUUGUCAUUUUUCUGCCUAUUGGGCAAUUUUUAUUCAAUUUUUAUGGAGUUUCUUGUUCAACACCUUUUAUGUCCUUUUAGCAACACCAUUCUGUACUGAGUUAAA